Molecule: messenger RNA, 152 nt
Organism: Dentiscutata heterogama
Lineage: Eukaryota; Fungi; Glomeromycota; Glomeromycetes; Diversisporales; Gigasporaceae
Source: the annotation of a GenBank genome assembly
CUCUUGCAAAAGCAAACCAAAAUAUUCAUGAAACUAUUGCUAAAGUUAAAAAGCUAAAAAAAGAAUUACAAAGUGCCGACAGUACUACAGAGGAGCUUAAAAACAAGCUAUAUAAUCCAAAUAUAGAGCUUAAAUUUAUUCUAUUGGACUGA